AUGACGAACGUGUUGAUCUACAACACCGGCGAGGUCCUGUGGGUUCCUCCGACAGACUAUCAUGCAAAUUGCAAGUUGAACCUCCGUUUUUGGCCGUUUGACCAGCAAACCUGCUUCGUCAAAAUUGGAUCGUGGACCUUCGACGGGUACAAACUGAAUAUAAGCGAAUUUGGAAAAGCAAAAGUGGACAUCGACGUGGACAAUAACGAGUGGACCGUCCUCGAUUUGGCCACUGACAUACACACCACAAUCUACGAAUGCUGUCCGGAACCGUACAUGGACAUCCGGUACAAUGUCACCCUGCAACGUCAGUCGUCAACCCACAGAGCGAUCGUCAUUAGUCCAGCCUUUGUCAUCAUGCUGCUUGCUCUGUCGGUAUUUUGGUUACCCCCGAACUGCGGCGAGAAGAUUGUCCUCAACGGCAUAAUCGCACUGAUCGUGACCGUCUUCCUGAUCUACUUCGCCACGCAACUGCCAGCAAUGUCCGGAAACACCCCGCUAAUCGUAACCUUCUUCAGCACCACCCUGUACCUGGUGGCGUUCGGGACUAUUCUGUCGGUGAUCGUGCUUAGAAUGAGCCGAACCAAGCAUGCCGAUCCGGUUCCGCACGUGUUCAAGAAGCAACUCGACGGAUGUCUGGGAUCGGUGCUCGGGGUUGGCAGCGGAUCGCUGUCCUCGAUCGAGGACAAGGAAGCCGCUGUCGGCGAGAUUGGGAACGCCAAGCAACGAGACUGGUGCCGGCUGGCUGGGUUUAUCGAUCGGUUGGCCUUUCUUGUUUAUCUAGUGAUCUUUAUCAUUUCGGCCGUCUAUCACAGUCUGUGA
Molecule: messenger RNA, 822 nt
Organism: Culex quinquefasciatus (southern house mosquito)
Lineage: Eukaryota; Metazoa; Arthropoda; Insecta; Diptera; Culicidae
Product: acetylcholine receptor subunit alpha-L1-like
Exons: 2
Coding region: 1-822 (273 amino acids)
Biological process (GO): monoatomic ion transmembrane transport; signal transduction; chemical synaptic transmission
Cellular component (GO): synapse; neuron projection; membrane
Molecular function (GO): transmembrane signaling receptor activity; neurotransmitter receptor activity; extracellular ligand-gated monoatomic ion channel activity
Source: RefSeq, a predicted model, not a curated record